AUGUCAAGUACAACAAAACGUCAUGUUACCAUUGAAGAAGUCGAAGAUAGUGGUGAUGAACAACAAUUGAAUCGAAAUCAAUCCUCUGGUCAACAGCAACCUUCUGCUUUUGUCUACGAUGCUUGCGAAUCAGCAAAACAAACCUAUGCUCCCUCGGAUCGAAAUGCUAGUUGGGAUCAAGUAGAGGAAGCUGAAGCUCGUGCAAGAAUUGAACGAGAAGGAGCAGAUGUGGAAUCGAAUCAAGAGCGUAAAAACGCCGAGCAAACAGCACAAAUGAUGGAUGAUUAUCUACAGGGUCAAAGACGCUAG
This is a messenger RNA of Lichtheimia ornata, 309 nucleotides long. RefSeq lists its product as uncharacterized. Bases 1 to 309 code for a protein of 102 amino acids. NCBI's taxonomy places the organism in Eukaryota, Fungi, Mucoromycota, Mucoromycetes, Mucorales, Lichtheimiaceae. The transcript is spliced from 2 exons. The record is from RefSeq and is a predicted model, not a curated record.